GAAGCCAGUGUUUUUCGAUGUUUAUUUCCUAUUCUACAAUUAAUACAUGUUUCUGUCAUAAUUUCAACGUUUUCUUCGGAAUUUUGCUCAAUGUCUCGCCAAUUUUUUGUUUUUCUGAACCUUUUGUUCAUUUUUUUUCCAAUGAGUCGCUGUGUAAUAUCACAGGCAAAUCAGGAAGAUUUACUUCGCUCGUUCAAGAGCUAUUCCGACGUGACAAUGUUUCACUUUACAGUACCGAAAGAGGUGCCUCGAGCUACAUGGCAAUUCGCUGCUUUUAUGGAUGAUCCUACAUGCCAUACACGAAAAGUUUAUAUAUACCUGAAGUUUGGUAGUUAUCCAGUAAUCACUGCAAAUAACGGAAUAUUUGUAUCAACAAAUAGGUCUACCAAAUAUGAUUACGAUAUCGUAGUCACUACUACCACAACUUAUCAGCCGAAAAAUGUAACUGUUGUUCCAGUAUAUGAGCCGCAACCUGGAGAUUGGUUCGUAGCAGCUUAUAUGUCUUAUUGGGAUGAGAAAGUUCAACAGCAGGGGCUAGGACACAAAUGCCAAUAUAGCAUAGGUGCAAUAGCUCUAUGGUCGCAAAUAGAUAAUAUUGUAAAUGUUCCUGUUAAUUAUCAAACGAGAUUGCGAACAAGCGCAACGACAACAUAUUACAAGAUAUAUGUUCCGUCAGGAUUAUUGAGCUUCCGUUUAUCGGUCUGGAACUGCAGCUUUACGUUGCAUAAUUUUCGUGAUAUUAAUAAACCUUGUAUCGAGGCUAUGUACCUGAAAGGACGUGUUUUGCCAACAUCCAGUCAUUUUCAUUCCACUGAAUCUAAAACACUUACCACAAACGCUAGUUACUCUUUCAUAGAACCUUCUCCUUAUGAAGAUAGUUAUUAUUAUUUAUCAAUUGUUUCGAGUAGCAUUAUAGAAUUCGACAUCAAGGUUGAUACAACAGGUAAUUUAACUUUGAUACAUUUUAUUCUCUCAGU
Molecule: messenger RNA, 977 nt
Organism: Mycetomoellerius zeteki
Lineage: Eukaryota; Metazoa; Arthropoda; Insecta; Hymenoptera; Formicidae
Product: transmembrane protein 8A
Exons: 5
Cellular component (GO): membrane
Source: RefSeq, a predicted model, not a curated record